GACUUCAUGGUCACGGCUGGUGACUUCCUGACCUACGAAGAAGGCGGCCCCAACAUGCAAGAGAUCGCCACCUACGUGAGCGACUUCGCCAAACAUGAUGAAGCUAUGCAGCUGCGAAUGCAUUACUCCUAUGGGCUAAUCUUCGACUAUGAGAACACCUUCGACACCUCAACGAACGAGACCUUCAGCAAUCGUACGAAAGGGUCCAAG
Molecule: messenger RNA, 210 nt
Organism: Symbiodinium pilosum
Lineage: Eukaryota; Dinophyceae; Suessiales; Symbiodiniaceae
Source: the annotation of a GenBank genome assembly